Messenger RNA from Perca fluviatilis (European perch), 5769 nucleotides. RefSeq names its product polyhomeotic-like protein 1. Gene Ontology annotation, molecular function: zinc ion binding; protein binding. The transcript is spliced from 15 exons. The record is from RefSeq and is a predicted model, not a curated record. Lineage: Eukaryota; Metazoa; Chordata; Actinopteri; Perciformes; Percidae. Gene Ontology annotation, cellular component: nucleus; PRC1 complex. The coding region runs from base 321 to 3035 and encodes 904 amino acids.
CUGUGGUCUCUCCAUGGAGGGUCUCUCCCUCUCCGUCCUGCUGCUCCGUCAUCCCGUCGCGCCGGAAAAGGCAGAGCAGCGGAAAAAAAAGGAGGCGUUGCCCUCCAACAGCACCAUCAGCUGCAAAUUUAUGCACAACAGUAAAAGCACUGCUGCUGCUGCUGCUGCUGCUGUUGCUGUUGCUGCUGCGGCCGUCCUGCAAAGCAAAAGAAAGGAGCACCAACAACAAGCUCCAGAGACCGGUGAGCCGCCUGGAGGGCUUCGGCAGCGGGCAGCCGGGUGCAGGAGCAGGCUGAGAAACCCGGACCGGUGACGCAGCCAUGGAGACUGAUGGAGAGCAGGGCCAGCAGGGGGCCUCGACCAAUGGGAGCGCUGCAUCUGGGACGAGCUCCCGCCCCUCUCCGAUGAAUUCUAUGUCUCUGUAUGAAAGACAGGCGGUGCAGGCCCUGCAGGCGUUACAGAGGCAGCCGAAUGCAGCGCAGUACUUCCAGCAGCUGAUGCUGCAACAGCAGAUCAACAACGCCCAGCUGCAGAACCUGGCAGCCGUGCAACAGGUAAAGGCUACUCUGGCUGCCAGUCGUCAGUCAAGUCCUUCCAGCAGCAGCUCUUCUCAGACCACCAGCACCACAGCUGCCAUUGUAACAUCUGGAUCUACAACCAGCAGCCGUCCUAUGGGUUCCCCGGCAACAUCCACAAUCAGCCAAUCGGUGCUGCUGAGUGGGACGGCAGGGGGCCAGGGACAAAUGUACCUGAGGGUCAACCGCUCCCUGAGGGCCCCCAUCUCCUCACAGCUCAUCUUUAUGCCCGGCAACACGGCAACCGCUGCCGUAGCAACCGUCACCCAGCAGCCUCACGCUCAGCAACAGCAGCCGGAAGUGACACCGACUUCCUCGUCCAGCAGCCAAUCGGAUAACGACCAGGUUCAGAAUCUAGCCAUGCGAGGUAUGUCCAGUCCCAAAGGCGUUGGUGUUAAGACUGAAGCCCCAGAGAGGAGUGACUCAGCUGCUUUCUCCCUGGUCCAACCCUCCCACCAGUUAAACUCCCAGUCCCCCACUAAGCCAAGCCAGCCGCUGCACCAGCCGCCCCACAUCAAAAUCCCCACGUACCCUCAGCCCACCAACCUCAAAGCCCACCCUUCGUCCUCCGGUGCCUCCUCCUCGUCGUCCUCGUCCUCCAUCCCUCUCUCCCAGCUUCUGCUUCACGGAACCCGGACCCUCACCACAGGGACCACAGCUCCCACAGCAGCGCACACUCUGGUCCUAGCGUCCAGCGCGGCGUCCCAGGCCCACGGCUAUCCCGUCGGCACGGCGGCCAUCAAACCAGCGGUCAACGCUCAGACCCUGGUGGUGCAGCCCCUGCAGAAGACCUCGCUCAGUGCGGAGAAAUCCGGCCACGGCAACGGACCCAUCCCCAUCCAACCCAAGCUGCAGGGGCUCCGCCUGCCCCUCCAGCUGCCUUCUAGGAACCCCCCUCCCAUCCUGCCUGCCCCACCGCCCGUCAGCAGCUCCGCUCAGCCCCCGCAGCCGCCGCCGCACAUCCCUGUUCAGAUUGUGGGUGCGAGGCAGAGCACGCUGGGAAACACCCAGGCUCUGGCUCUGGCCCGGGGGAACAGCUGCUGCCAGGACGGCGCCGCGGUCCUCAGCAGCUCGUCCAGCCUGCUCACCAUGGUGGCGUCCAUCGCGUCCAGGGAGGGCGGGGUCGUGGGCCGAGGGGUGGGGCUGAAGACGCUUCAGUCGCCCCAGGAGGCUCCCCCGUUGGCUCAGGUCUCUCAGGUGCAUCCGCAGGCCAAUCAAAGCUCUAGACAGGCUCAGAACGGACCGCUGGCCUCGAGCCCCGCCUCCUCCCAGGCCCCCACCGUUCCCUCUCCUCCCUCCUCGAUGUCUCGCUCCUCCCUCUCCCUCCCCCUGGUGACGGAAGAGCAGAGAGGAGCGUCAGCCGUUGUGACCACCAAUGGAGACUCAUCGGGAAGUCGGACACCGCAGGGAAAGCAAUUGUCUGGGUCACUAAAAAGAAAAUCUGACUCCAAUUCAGCCAAUGAUGAAGAUGGCCCCUCCCCUCCACGGCUCCAGCCAGUCAGAGAUCAUGCCUCAGCACUCCAGACCAAUCCCAUCGAAGCAGGCUCUGGUGCUCCACCUCCGGCCUCCUCCUCUCCCUCCCCAGUGCUGUCAGUGUCCCGUGGGGUCUGCCAGGGGGAGAGAGCUCCUCCCCCCCAAGCUGUGGUUAAACCCAACGUCCUUACACACCUCAUUGAGGGCUUCGUCAUCCAGGAAGGGGCAGAGCCUUUCCCUGUGUGUGGUUCAGUAAAGGACUCUGCUGGUGAGGAUUUAACUAACGACAGUCCGGACACUAACCAAUCAGAGACUGUUACAGCAGCGACAGUGCUGAAGUGUGAGUACUGUAAAAACUUUGCUCCUGCCAGCCAGUUCAGAGGCACCAAAAGGUUCUGCUCCAUGUCUUGUGCCAAGAGUAUGUAUUGGUUCUCCAGGUACAACGUCAGCUUCAGGCAGCCCUUCUGCAUGCGGCAGGGGCCAGAUCACGCUCCGGAUCAGGAUCAAGGCCAAGGCCACCUCUCCAACUCCGACGAAGAGGGAGGGAUUGCCAGGCGCAGGGUCCCCCGAAGGACGAGCUCAGAAAUAGCAAGUGCCAAGAUAGCAGGGCGACCCAUACCUGUUAAGUGCCGUUCAGAGUCCAGCCAUUCAGAUGAGGAGUCCAGCGGAGAGGAGGAUGAAGAUGACCCCAUGUCGCUCUCGCCCGCCUCCUCGGCCUCCUGCCACCAGCUGCCUCCUCCGCUCCCGACGGAGAGUUCUGCACCCAGCUGCCUGCCCGCUAGCCCCGCCCAGUGGAGUGCGGAGGACGUGUCGCAGUUCAUUUCCUCACUACAAGGCUGCGAGGAUCUCGCCUCCCAGUUCCUGUCGCAGGAGAUUGACGGACAGGCCCUGCUGCUGCUGAAGGAGGAGCAUCUCAUGUCCACCAUGAACAUCAAGCUAGGUCCCGCCCUCAAGAUCUGCGCCCACAUUAACACCCUGAGAGACUGAUGUCAGUGUUUCUAUAAACCCACCGUGUUCAAAGUCAAGCCCUGGGCAUUUACCCCCCAAACUCCUGUUCCGUACCCAGUUCAGAUGUGAAACUGGUUCCAGAGCAGUCAGAGUCCUGCUGGGGGGUGUAUAAGGUACAGUUCAUUUUCAAGACAAAGCCAAGCUUCUUGAGCUCUACGUACAUAGGGCUGCAGCACUUGAAUGUGUUGUUGAUUUCUCCACUCUGGAGCACAUGUUCAAAGGUCCUACUUGCACAGGAGUGUUGUUAAUUAUUUGCAAAAAUCACCAACUAUGUUUUGGUGAAGAUACAUGUUCCCUAAAAUGUUAAGUCUGCGCAAAACCAGUACUUGCAGUCAGAAAUAGCUUUUACCAAGUGGUUUCAUUUUGCUGUUUAGUUGCACGAUUUCAGUCUUACGUCUGCAUUGUGAAAUGCAGAAAUGAAGGUUUUGAAUGUAUUUUUAACGCUGAAGUCAUUCUUGUUGUGUGAUCAGCAAAUAAACAAAACGUUAGAUCCAUAGUACUUGCACAAUAUUCCCACACGUUAUGUACAAACAGUACACUGGGCUGCCCUUUCCACAGACCUCGACCUAGGCUGUGCUUAUCUUAUUUCAGUAUUUUUAUUUUUAUAUUUGAUAUUUCUGCUGAAGUUCAACAAAACCUUGAACAAACUGCAGUUCAUUCAUUGUAUCCUAUUGCACAGAAAAGUUUUUUUUUUUUUUUGACAGCUUUGCCCACUUGUUUCAAAUACAUUCAUGAUUCUUUUUUUUUCUCUUUUCUGUCUUUGAGAACAAUGUUGGUUCUCAUCUAGGCGAACACACGUGAUUUUGAUUACAACUCUUCUUAUUUAAGCCACAGUCGGCAGAGCAUUAGAACAGAAAUGGAGUAAAAGACACGGAAUUUAAUUCAAAUCCACCCAAAACUAAUGUAUCAGUCAGUCAAAAGCUUAAAAACUUUAGUAUUUUUUAAAGGAAGCACUCGGAUGAUUUAUAACUUCAAUGUUAUUUAUGUAAAAACUGUUACUUUCAAAAUUAUAAUCAUUUUGUAAAAGAAAAAACAGAAAAAAAAAACCAUUUUUAAAUGGUGGCACUUUUAUAUUGGAAGUGGCCUAUUCUACAGCUGACAGGGUACAGUUAAAGUACAGGGUACUGGCCGCAAAAAAAUGGCGGACCAGAGUCCAAAUCCAAACCCACAUCCCUCGAGGUUCAGAGAGCAUUUCAUAUUUCCAAGUGAGGCAUAAAAAAAUACUCAACGUUGCAUAUUGUUUUCUCACAUCCCUACCUUACUUUUUACACACGGUGCACCUCAACAUUUGAUAAAACACUACCGUUUUUACAUGAAGAGUUUUUUCACUCUAUCUCUAGGGGAUCCUGUCUUUUUACGUUCAUUUUUUUAAGCGUUGGACUUUUUGUUGACUGCUCUUUUAAAAGGACUGUAAUCUGCAAAAACCUGUUACUAUUUUGUUCGGUCGGGCAGUUUCGAGAUCACUUCUCUUCAAAUAGUUCAACCAGCUGCUCCUGAUCUAAACGCAAGUAUGUGUGUAAGUGAAGGGUAACAUCGCGGGCUUGAUUUUGCGAAGUGACAUACAGUUGUUUUUGUUUUUUUUUAAUGUUGAAAACAGAUGAAGAAUGAAAGUAAGCAGCACAUGUAAGCUGUUAAAUAAGCUGUUCAUUUUGAAGUAUCUUUAGGCUACAUUCAUCAAGAAAAGCCAGGAGGUUCGUAAAGAAAAUUAGGCUGGUAGCCACAUGUGGACCUACGCUUAGGAUGGAUGAAAACAAUAAUCGAUGAAUGAGUGUGUGAAUGAGGGGGAAAAAAAACUUCAACUAUACUGUAAUAAGUGUACAAUUUGCCUUUUUAUAUUUAAAUGCACAUUUGUUUGCUGGACUGCCUUGUUUAAGCUUUUUACUGUAGGAGUUUUCUCAUAUUAUCUCUCUGUGAACCUUGUGGCCUUUCUCGCUAGUCUCUACGAUAGGUUUAGAUGAGGAUUGUCUGUUUUUUUUAACUGCUUUUCAUAUCAUUCCUUGUUUUAUAUUAAUAGUGCUUACGUUUUUUACUAUUUGUUAUUUCAAGCAAUGACAUCUGUUGCCUUUCCCUAGGAAAAAAAAAAAAAAGCGUGACUGAAUUUGUAGCUACCUUGAUCAAGGAAAUUAGCUGUCUUCCUUAUAGCUUUGUCACAUAGCGUGUAACUACCAACAGUAUUUACCUUUUCUAGCUAGCUAUCUUUGGCUUUGUUGUUAGUGACUGUGGCUAUUACAGCAUUUUCUUUCGAAAAGGAUAAUAGUCUCUUUGAUAGCUGUGUGUGUUUUGUAUUUCAUAGUCGUCCCCCCCGGAUUUUGAAGGGUUUCAAUCUGCAGAUCCCUCGGCAUAUUGUGAAGACCAAAAAAAUAAAUAAAAAAAAAAGCACUUGUACUGCAUUACAAGUGAUGUGAGCCACAAUUUCUUAGUGAAAUCAUUGCAGGUCUGUGGUGAUAUCCAGCAUAACAUUUGUUGACAAGCAGACCAUUGGACCUUUGUUUAUUCAAUCAUCGUUCUCCCAAAAAGUAGCACUUUUCUAAUAAAAUGACAGUGGAUUCUACAAAACAUUUUUUUUCUUUUUUUUUUUAAUAACGAGGCUACUUCAGAAUCAAAAUGUGUUUGUUUGCAAUAAUCAGAAAAAACUGCAAAAUCUUGGAGGGACUGAGUUUGACGAGGAGACGCUAACAAUACUAUCAUGCAAAUAAAUAACCAAGGAACUGUU